Messenger RNA from Labeo rohita (rohu), 5854 nucleotides. RefSeq names its product alpha-1,3-mannosyl-glycoprotein 4-beta-N-acetylglucosaminyltransferase A (gene mgat4a). The coding region runs from base 402 to 2003 and encodes 533 amino acids. The transcript has 16 exons. Gene Ontology annotation, molecular function: acetylglucosaminyltransferase activity. The record is from RefSeq and is a predicted model, not a curated record. NCBI's taxonomy places the organism in Eukaryota, Metazoa, Chordata, Actinopteri, Cypriniformes, Cyprinidae. Gene Ontology annotation, cellular component: Golgi stack; endoplasmic reticulum-Golgi intermediate compartment; endoplasmic reticulum. Gene Ontology annotation, biological process: protein N-linked glycosylation.
CAAAGCUCGAUUGAGAGAUCACAUCACCAGUGAAGGUUCUGGCAGGACGGUUCGUCUAAUUUGCUAUUUUAAUGAACAUCACAAAACGUGUUGUUGCCGGUUUUCUCACUGGAUAGGUUUUAUGAGAUCGAGCCGCGCCGGUUCGUUGUUCAAUAACAGACUGAAAGUAAAGGCAGGCAUGAGGAUUGCACAUCUUUCACUGGAAAUGCAUCAGUUCCGCUGGGCUGCCUCGUGACUCUAGCAGCGACCGAGAGGAGGAGGAGGAGGAGGAGGAGGAGGAUCGCGGUGCAGACAGUAUAUGAUCCGGGCCCCCGUUACCUCCUGUCCGCUCCCCUGAAGCGCUUAUGUACGCCUGGAUCAGGAGGACCAGAGGCAGCUGCACGGGGAGGCGCUGAAAUGAGAUGAGGCUCAGAAAUGGAACUGUUGCCACUGCGAUUAUUUUCUUCACGUCGUUUCUCAGUCUGUCCUGGUACACGGCUUGGCAAAAUGGCAAAGAAAAGUUGGUAGCCUAUCAGAGGGAGUUUCAUGCCCUGAGGGAGCGCCUGCGUGUGGCGGAGCACCGAACCCUCCAGCGCUCCUCUGAACUCAACGCCGUCCUCGAGCAGUUCAGACGUGCCAUCGCAGAGACCAACGGCAGCAAAGAUGCUCUCUCCAACUUCUCAGAUGAGACACAGAAGUUGUUGAAGGAGUUGGCUCACAGGAAGCCCCUCCAGGUGCCAAAUAUCUACCACCAUCUGCCUCACUUGCUCAACAAUGAAGGCAGCCUGCACCCUGCCGUACAGGUGGGCCAGGGACGUACCGGAGUUUCUAUGGUGAUGGGCAUCCCCACGGUGAAGCGGAAAGUAAAGUCAUACCUGUCAGAGACGCUUCAUUCACUCAUCGAUAAACUCUCGGCGGAGGAGAAGCUCGACUGCGUCAUCAUAGUGUUUGUGGGAGAGACGGACAUAGAUUACGUAAACAGUGUGGUUGCAGGCCUCGAAAAAGAGUUCUACACAGAGCUGAAUUCUGGGUUACUGGAGGUCAUAUCUCCCCCUGCUAGCUACUAUCCAGACUUCAGCAACUUGAAAGAGACCUUUGGUGACUCGAAGGAGAGGGUGAAAUGGAGGACCAAGCAGAACUUGGACUAUUCCUUUCUAAUGAUGUAUGCUGUGAACAAAGGGGUCUAUUAUGUCCAGUUAGAGGACGACAUUGUUGCCAAGCCCAACUAUUUUCCCACCAUGAAAAACUUUGCCCUACAACUCGCCACUGAGGACUGGAUGAUCCUUGAGUUUUCACAGCUGGGAUUCAUUGGCAAGAUGUUCCAAGCCCCAGAUCUAAAUCUCAUCGUGGAGUUUAUUUUCAUGUUUUAUAAGGAGAAGCCCAUUGAUUGGCUCCUGGAUCACAUACUCUGGGUCAAAGUAUGCAACCCAGAGAAAGAUGCCAAACACUGUGAGAGACAGAAGUCGAGUCUGCGCAUUCGUUUCAGGCCCUCUUUGUUUCAGCACGUGGGACUGCACUCCUCCCUUGCUGGGAAAAUCCAGAAACUCACGGAUAAAGACUUCCUGAAACCUCUGUUGCAUAAGAUUCACGUGAAUCCGCCGGCGGAGGUGUCCACCUCUCUUAAAGUGUAUCAAGGUCAUACGCUUGAGAAGACGUACAUGGGCGAGGACUUCUUCUGGGCCAUUACUCCAAUGGCUGGAGACUACGUCCUGUUCAAGUUUGAUCGACCCGUCAACAUAGAAAGAUUCCUUUUUCGCAGUGGAAACCAGGAGCACCCAGGAGACAAAAUCGAGAACACUACUGUCGAGAUCCUGCCCUUUUCGGAUGCUGAAAUGAAGACCAAAGAGAAAUACAAACGAACAGAGGAUCGCUUCUAUAAAUUGGCUCAGUUUGAGAAAGGAGUGGCGGAGGGGACAGUUGACCCUGCCUUCAACCCUGUGGUGGCUGUUCGUCUGACAGUCCAGAAGGACUCCGCCGUGUGGGCAAUUAUUAGCGAGAUUCAUAUCAAGAGGAUACCUGGGUAACUACCUGAAUGUCUCCAGUGGUCGAGACCCUCUGGUCACCUAGACAGGGACGUGCCGCUCGCAUCUACGGCGGAUCAAGAGUGACCCUCACAUUAUCAGAGUGCGUGAAGGAACACUGGCUUUAUGUUCUUCACCUCUUAAAUUUUACUUUUUCCUCUUUUUUUCUCAUUUGGUCUUCCUCUGGUAGUUUUGUCCUUCUUUUUUCUCUUCUACUUGCCUUGGCUUUUGUCGUCAGACUUCGUUUUACCUUUUACUACUCCCUGAAUUCUGUUGUGUGAAUGUGACUACUACUGUACAGAAACAAAAACGCUUUUUGACAGAAUGUUUCUAGACACUGAACUCGUGUCGUGAAGAAUUGCAAUCAUCGCUGUCAUUAAGGUUUGAAGUUCAGGAUUCAAGGCUGCACCAAUGCUGGAGAAUAAGUUAAUGUCCCCUACUGAUGACGAAUGUCCUCAGCGCUCUGCCGUCAUGGACUGUACCUGUGACCCUGAGUCGGAUAAACACGGCUGGAUUUCGGCUGAGAGAUGAACGAGUGGGAUGACACAAUUUUUUAUUUUGUUUUUAGAUUUUAGGCCGUUGAUGUUUGAAAAUCUUUUAAGAACAUUUCGAGACCAGUUUAUUAUUUUACUGACUGCUUUGCCAAAAUCUAAAAACAUAUUUCUAAAAACAAACAGCAUAUCUUUGGGUCUCUACCUGGUCGACGGAAGUGUCUUUUCUUCCUCUGUGUUGGUUUUAUUGUCAACGAAUCAAUCAUGGCUUUCAAUCUGAAGGUUUUUAAUUGCUGUUGUAAUUAUUAUUAUUAUGACGAUCUAUGAAGGUGAAUUAAUUUAUUUGAAAUAAAUCUUUAAUUUGUACAAAAGGUAAAUGCUUUUAUUUUAUAUUCAUUGGAGAUUUAUGAUGUGGCAGAGAAUUUAUUGUGGCUUAAAGUCGAGUGAUAGUUGAUGUUUGUAUUUUUGUGUAAUUGAGAAGGGCGCAGGGCCGCCCACCUCUGUGCCUUAUCGUCCAGCGCCCCGAUAGGGGGCCUGGUAAAGGACUGCCUUGCGCCCUGUGUCAAAACGCUUAAAUCAUACAAUAGGACAGUUUGUUAUAUGCUUGAUUUAAAGUUUGACGUUCAAGUUUAAAGCAUGGCAUGUCCAUAUUUAUGUUCCUGAAUCUUUCAGUUCGGCGUCUUCAUUUGUUCAUUGAGCAUUUUCCAUCUUAAAUAGUCUGCUUUCAUUGUGUCAGUCAGAAAAUGUUCUCCUUUCUAUGCUGUAUCACAAGUAUCUGAAUGUUCAGUGAGUCAUGAUUAAGUCCAGAUGGAAUCUGCAGAUUUUUUUUCUGCACAGAAUGAAUUGAAAUGUGGCGAAAUGUGAUUAAUGAAGCUGAGGGUACUAUGUGGUAGCUGAAAGCACAAUCUACGGAGACCCUAAAUGGACAUGGUGAUGGGGAACGAAAAUAAAGCAUUGAAAAAUUAUAUUUCAGCGCUUAUGCAUUCCAAGAAACUUUGUGUUUUCUCAGAAAUGUUUUGCAUUCCCUGAUAAACUUCGUGUUCGCUCGCAAAAAAUUUGUGAUGGAAAUAUGAGGUAGGACCAAGAACUAAAUUUCAAUACUUUGGAGGAGAACGCAAAAGUUUUGCUAGAUAAUGAAAAAGAUUUGGGAGCAAAUGUAACGUUUCUCAGGGGAGCACAAACUUUUGCAAACAAAUGCAAAGUUUAUUGGCUAGACGCAGUAUUUUUUGUGAAUGAAUGCAAAUGUUUUGUGAGCAAAACAAGAGAACGGAAAACUUUCUCAGGGGAGUGUAGUACUUUCGCGUGUAAACGUAGAAGUUUUGCAAGCGAUGCAGUGUUUCUCUUGGAAAUGUCGUACUUUUGUGAGUAAUCACAGAAGUUUUGCAAAAGAAUGUUCGUGAAAAGUUUCUUGAGGCAAGGCAAUACUUUUGCAUUUGCACACUAAAGUUUUGUAUGGAAGCUCAUUUCCGCCACUGAAAAAAGCGAGUUAUUUCAACUUUUUAAUGUUCUAAGAAUUUAUUGAUUUAAACUUUUUUCUUAGAUAUAAUCUUGCACUUGCGAGAAAAAAAGUCAGUAUUGCAAGAUACAAAGUUACAAACUUGCAAUUGCAAGUUAUAAAGUCAGAAUUGCAAAAUACAAACUCACAGUUGCAAGAAAUAAAGUCAGAAUUACGAAAUACAAACUUGCAAUACCCUUUUCUCAAUAGUACUUUUCUCAAAAUUGUGAUAUAAACUCGUGAUUGUGAGUUAUAAAGUCCAGUUUUGAGGACAAAAGACUGAUAUGUUUUUAGAAUUACGAGGUUAUAUCAUAAUUUUGACUUAACUCCAAAUUGCAGGAAUUGGGAGAUACCGUUGCAAACUCAAAAUUACAAGUUAUAAAGUCAGAAUUGCAAAAUAGAAACAAGCAAUUGCAAGAAAUAAAGUCAGAAUUACGAGAUACAAACUCGCAAUACCCUUUUCUCGCAAUUGCGAGUUUGUAUCUCACAAUUCUGACUUUUUUCUCGCAAUUCUGACUUUAUAUAUAUAUAGUUAUUAUUAUUAUUAUUAUUUAUUUAUUUAUUUAUUUUUUUUUUUUAAAUAUAUCUAGCAAUUCUCGUGUCUGCAUCAUGCAACUCGGAAUUGCGAGAUAACAACUUUCAAUUACCUUUUUUAUGUUUUAUUCAGUGGCGAAAUCUGGCUUCCAUGGUUUUGUGAUGAAAAUAUUAAGUGGGAGAAAAAACUAUAUUUAAGUACUUUUUGUGAGAGAACACAAAAAUUUUCCAGUCAAAUGCAAAGAUUUCCAGUGGAACGUACUACUUUUGCAAGUGAACACAAAGUUUCCUUGGGCGGCAUAAUUCUUUUACAAUUUUUUUUUUUUUCUUCAUCACCAUGUCCACUAAGGGACUCCGUAAAAAUCAAAUAAGCCACAAUAUGUAAAAACGCAUAGAACUUUAUAAAUGACGGCUGUUCAAAGCUUUCUGUGGAGUGCUGCAGGUGCAGAUUCUAUGUGGAGCUGGUCAGGAGCAAAAUAUUACCAGAACCAUAGAUUUAUAGUGGAAACUGAAUGGAAGAUCUACAUUUAGAGCAAGUGUUCAGUGUGCUGGUUUUGACACCUGGAUUUAUUACACUGUACAUUUUAUUAUAUCGUAAAGCUACGUUUCUUAUUUAUUUUGCUUGUAGCUCCUGACAUAGAAACUUGAUGGUGAGGAAACUGCUGUACAGAUUUCCAAAGUGCUCUCAUCUCAUGUGAUUGUAUAUAUCUUUAAUAAGAUGGAAGUUUUAGUUCAGGCCUACAAAAUGUGUCAUUGUAUAAUGCUUCAAGUUUCAAAGCAUAUCCUUUUUCGAUACAUACACCCUAAUUUUAGUGACUACUUGGAGCUGGAUGUGAAUCGCAGUACUUGAGCAGUGUGUGUUUUGUAAUAGAAAGCCAAUGUACUGUCAUAAACGUUUGUUUACAGUAUGUUUAUGAUCUCUCCUGAGAGGAGAGAUUGCGAUAAAUCCUUGGUCUGAUUGUAGAGCGCUGUAUCAUCGUUCUCCUUUACGUCCUCAUAUGAACUAGUGAAACCACAGUGGAGUGGUUUUCAUAGCGUUUUGCCAUGUUGCUGCCUUUUUAGUCAGAUUUGUGCUCAAUGAUCUGUUUCCACAUCUGUUUUAGCACUGAGAGACGGAUUGUUGUCCGUUGCCCUCUCGUUAAACUCACUAGGGGUCGGUUUCCCACCUGGGAUCAGCGCAUGUCCAUCUUGAAAUCCACCCUUCCGUUUUACAUUGAGAUGAAUCAGACAUGAAACGUGCAUUCAAGACUUUCAUGUGCCUUCGUCUUGUCUUUCUCCAGCUUUGACAUUGAUUUGAAUAAACUGUUCCAAAAUAAACCAGUCUUGACAUAAUU